AUGCCCAUAGUUGAAAAUGUCCUGGAAAAUACAGCACCUGCUGGCACCAAGGAUGAAUGCGGCUCCACCGCUCUCCACAUCGCUGCGGGUGCAGGCGAGGUGGGGAUGGUGCAGCUACUUCUCCUCAAGGUAGCUGUGCUCGAGGCGCAGGACGGUGUGGGACGCCGAGCUCUGCAUGUUGCAGCCCAAGCCGGCCACGUCAGCGUGACAGGGGCCCUGUUAACUACUGGAGCUGACCUUGACGCUCGCUUCGGCACCUUUCGAACAUCUGCCCUGCAGGCGGCUGCCUGCAAUGGCCGUGCAGGAGUCGUGAAGAUGUUGAUUGAGCACGGGGUGGCUGUGAACACGGCGGACGCGGACGGCUCCACACCCCUACAUUGUGCCGCUUGCGGAGGUUCCGCACAGGUGAUCGAUGCCCUUGCCAAUACAGGAGCAAACGUCAAUCGAACGAACAUCGGAGGGGAUGCACCUCUUCGUGUGGCGGUUUUCUGGCGCCAUCUCCAAGCCGCUCUCGCCCUGACCCCCCUGUUCACGGUAGCGUCGUUUCCUGCAAGGCACCGUGCCGCGGAGACGGUAGAUUUCCUCUUGAAGUGGGGCGCUGACGAAGGUAUGACAGACGGCAGUGGCCAGAAAGCCGGACAAUUUGGCGUGUAUAUCCUGGAAUUCGGAUCGGUUGGGCACGGCGUCCAGGAAUAUCAGCGUGCCACCAGAGAACAGCAACGUGUCCAACAGCUCUUGGGCCAAUGCCCCCGCCGACAGAGCCUGGCGCCGUCGCGGCCUGCUGCAAGUCAGCGAAGAGCAUGGGAACAUGGCGGCAACCAAAUGGAGCCGUGCUCGCCUUGUGAGCAAGCUUGUCGAGGAGAAGGACGCCGCCAAUGCCCAGCGCAGCCGCACGACUGCGGGUUGCGGCGAAGGUGA
This is a messenger RNA of Ectocarpus sp. CCAP 1310/34, 918 nucleotides long. Lineage: Eukaryota; Phaeophyceae; Ectocarpales; Ectocarpaceae. The record is from the annotation of a GenBank genome assembly.